Molecule: messenger RNA, 1575 nt
Organism: Anoplophora glabripennis (Asian longhorned beetle)
Lineage: Eukaryota; Metazoa; Arthropoda; Insecta; Coleoptera; Cerambycidae
Product: piggyBac transposable element-derived protein 3-like
Exons: 3
Coding region: 1-1575 (524 amino acids)
Source: RefSeq, a predicted model, not a curated record
AUGGCAAAAAGAAAUGUUUGGAAAUAUGACGAUUUAGCAAAAUUAACAGAAAGCGAGGUAGACGCAUUAUUGACAGAAAUUCCUUCUGAUGGAGAAUCAAUUGAUGAGUUUGACGAUGAAGAGGACGUAGAAGACACUCCUUCCAUGGAUAUCGAGUGCGAUAUAGAUGAAUUUACUGCUACGCCUAUUCAAAAUUUAUCAGAUUCCGAGAAUGAAGAAGAUGAUCUUCCAUUAUCUCAUUUUGUACCAAUGAAUAAAUUUAUUUGGAAAAAACCUCUAAUGGUUACGAAUACGGGCAGGCAAGAGAAUGUUUUUUCAGAAAGUGUCGGACCUGCUAACAUACCCGAUGAAGUUGAAUCACCAGUUGAUAUUUUUUGUUGUCUCUUGAACGAACAAUUUAUCGAACAUAUCGUUUUUCAAACGAAUCUUUACGCUACCCAACGUGGAAAAACAUUUGUCCCAACAACUACGAGAGAAAUAAAAAUAUUUUUGGCCAUAAAUAUUUUGAUGGGCGUGAAAAGACUUCCUAGCUAUCGGGAUUUCUGGUCAGCUCAAAUGGAGCUGAGGGAUUCUUAUAUAUCAAAUCUAAUGAGCCGUCGUUCUUCAAUCCGCCAAUAUAUGCCUAACAAGCCAAUAAAAUGGGGGUACAAGGUUUGGACUAGGGCAGAUGUACAUGGCUACAUAGACGAAUUUCAAAUAUAUACGGGAAAAGUUAACGAGACUGCAGAGAAAGAAUUAGGACCUCGAGUAAUUACAGAUUUGACCAGAUCUUUAGUUGGAAAACAUUAUUUUGUAUAUUUCGAUAAUUAUUUUACAUCCUUGGUACUACUGAGACAGUUGCAGAAGGAGAAUAUUCACGCGACAGGGACUAUUCGAAAAAAGAGAAAAGGAAUUCCAGAUGAUUUUAAAACCGAUAAAGAACUCAAACGUGGCGAUUUUGAUUGGCGAGUAACUGAUGAUGGAAUUUCCUGCGUCAAAUGGAUGGACAAGAGAAUAGUUCUGUUAGGUUCCAAUUAUGAAAAUCCGUCUGACACUGACCAUGUAGUAAGGAGAAAGAAGAAUGGUGAAAUGGAGAAUGUUCCGUGCCCUAAAGUCUUGAAAAAUUAUAAUCAAAACAUGGGUUUUGUCGACAAAGCCGAUAUGCUGAAGAAAACAUACCAAAUGGAUAGAAAGAGUAAAAAAUGGUGGCCGCGAAUAUUUUGGCACUUUAUUGAUGUCAGCGUAGUCAAUGCGUUUAUAAUUUUUCAGCAACGAUGUGGAAACAAUAGAGGCAUGAAUCUAAAGGCGUUUCGUUUGGCUGUAGUGACAGGAUUGGUAGGAGCUGGAAAGAAAACAGUGAAAAAGGGAAGAGCAAGAUUGGAACAGAAAAAUGUGAAUAACUACAAGCCAACAGUACCACUUGAAAAAAGAUGGGAUCAGUCUUUACAUAUGCCGGUUUAUGGAAAUUACCGACGUUGUGCUCUCUGUAGUACCCGAGAUCAUCAAAGACGAUCUAAAUGGGCUUGCGAUACUUGUGGUGUUGCUUUAUGUUUGUCCGAUAAAAAAGACUGUUUUCAAAGAUUUCAUAAGAAAUAA